UUUCGUUUUUUUUGUGUCGUAACAAGAUAACAAAGAUCCCAGUUCUCCGUCUGUGAGACCCGUGAUCCCUAACUAAAUUGGCUCCACCUUCAUCUUUAAAAUGGGUUGUGUGUUCUCUCUGGCCUCGAUGGCGUGUUGCUGCACCUCGGCGGCCGUCUCGUUAUGCUGCUCGGCUUGCCCGUCGUGCAAGAGCUCCACCUCAUCCCGGAUCAUGUACGCCAUCCUCCUACUCCUUACCAUGAUCACGUGCUGCAUCAUGCUCGCUCCGGGAAUCCAGACAAGUCUCAAAAGCGUGCCAUUCUGCAAAGGCUACGAAAAGGAUGACCCAACCAUAGCUUUGUUCCAAGAUCGAGUGGAGUCGUAUCAGUUUGAUUGCGCCCAAGCUGUUGGAUAUUUGUCUGUCUAUAGGUUGUGUUUUAUAGUGACCUUAUUCUUUCUCCUCAUGUCUGUCAUCAUGAUCAAUGUCAAGAGCUCCAAUGAUUUCCGAUCGGGAAUCCAAAACGGAUUUUGGGCCAUCAAAUAUCUACUCAUCAUCGGAGGAAUGGUGGGCGCUUUCUUUAUUCCAGAAGGCAGCUUUGGGACGGUUUGGAUGUACUUCGGUUUUGUUGGGGCGUUCCUCUUCAUUCUGAUCCAAUUGGUGCUGAUUGUGGACUUUGCCCACUCUUGGGCCGAGGUCUGGGUUGGGAAUUAUGAGGACACUGACUCACGGGGAUGGCUUGUAGCCCUCUUAACCGUAACGUUCGGCAUGUUUGCCCUCUGUAUCACUGCCGUUGUUCUCUACUUCGUUUACUACACGGGUCAAGAAGCUGGACAAUGCAAACUUCACGAGUUCUUCAUCUCCUUCAACUUGAUCAUCUGUGUGAUCCUAAGCGUCAUUUCCAUCCUCCCCAAAGUCCAAGAAAACAUGCCAAAAUCCGGCCUUCUUCAAUCAGGCGCCAUCUCGUUGUAUAUUUUGUACUUGACGUGGUCCGCCAUGUCUAACAGUCCCUAUGCUGAUUGCAAAGCUUUCGUGUCCGACAUUUUCCCCGGAAACGGCAACGAUACUCUAGAAACCACGACCAUGACCCCAAUUGACCCUAAGAACCCCGGUGUAGGUCAUUUCGAUGCCCAAGCCAUCAUUGGUCUUGUGAUCUGGUUCCUCUGCGUGUUGUACUCGUCCAUUCGAAACUCGACUGCCUCGACCGCGUCCAAAUUAAGCGGUGCUGACAAGCUCUUGACCAAGGACAAUGGUGAGACUAAGACUGAUGCCGAAGCCGGUGGCCAACAAGUUUGGGACAAUGAGAGUGAAGAAGUGGUGUACUCGUAUUCGCUCUUCCAUUUGAUGUUCGCUUUGGCCACGCUCUACGUUAUGAUGACGCUUACCAAUUGGUUCAACCCCGACGGAAACCUAAGUAACUAUGAGGCCAAUGCGGGUGCCAUGUGGGUGAAGAUUGUAUCCUCUUGGAUUUGUGCGGGUUUAUACUUGUGGACCUUGGUGGCUCCGGCCAUUUUAAGCGAUCGUGAUUUUGGUUAUUGAGUUUUGAGGUCGUCGUAACUUACUUUGGAGUAAAAAUUUGUAAAUUUAGUACCUUAUAUUACCUAUUGACGUCACCCAACAUUACUCUUGAGCAAUUUGCUCGCAUCACUUCAGAGAAAGAUGUUCCUGUAUUCCUGAGUUCCACAAACAUGUUUGUUGUCAGAAAAUAAAUUCAAGAAGCGGUUGUAAUACUA
Molecule: messenger RNA, 1710 nt
Organism: Tigriopus californicus
Lineage: Eukaryota; Metazoa; Arthropoda; Copepoda; Harpacticoida; Harpacticidae
Gene: TMS1
Product: probable serine incorporator
Exons: 6
Coding region: 101-1516 (471 amino acids)
Cellular component (GO): membrane
Source: RefSeq, a predicted model, not a curated record